CGCAGGCACGCACACGUCUGUCUCUCCGUGCACGCGCGAGAAUGGGCAACUGCAUCGUGCCUUACUGCGAUGGGCCCAAAAACACCAACAUCCGAUUUACUCUGCCAGCCGUGUGCUUUGUGUGGCAGAGCGCCAUGAUCAUCCUGUUCGGUGUGUUCGUGCGCUAUAAUGAAGAAGCAGACACUCAUUGGGUUGAAUUUAAAGCUAAACACAAUAUAACGAGUGACAUUGAGAAUGACUUCUACUACAGAUAUCCAAGUUUCCAGGAUGUCCAUGUUAUGAUUUUUGUGGGGUUUGGAUUCCUCAUGACAUUUUUGAAGCGAUAUGGGUUCGGUGCUGUUGGUUUCAACUUCCUCAUUGCAGCAUUUGGGCUUCAGUGGGCACUCUUAAUGCAAGGGUGGUUCCACUCUCUGGACCCAGCUGAUGGCCUUAUCAAAAUAGGAAUGGAAAACUUAAUCAAUGCAGACUUUUGUGUGGCUGGCUGUUUGAUUGCAUAUGGAGCAGUUCUUGGGAAAGUCAGCCCUGUGCAGCUCAUGGUGUUGACCCUGUUUGGAAUUACCUUGUUUGCUGUAGAAGAAUAUAUAAUACUUAACCUUCUUCAUGCCAAAGAUGCUGGAGGUUCUAUGGUGAUCCACACCUUUGGGGCCUAUUAUGGUCUAUCCAUCUCAUGGGUCCUCUACCGGCCAAACUUAAAGGAUAGCAAUCACCUGAAUGGCUCAGUCUACCAUUCUGAUUUGUUUGCCAUGAUUGGAACAUUGUUUUUGUGGAUGUUCUGGCCCAGUUUUAAUUCUGCCAUUUGUGACCAUGGAGAUGGUCAGCAAAGAGCAGCCAUUAACACCUACCUGUCUCUGGCUGCCACUGUCCUCACCACCGUUGCCAUCUCAAGCCUGUUUCAAAAGCAUGGAAAACUGGAUAUGGUGCACAUUCAGAAUUCCACCCUGGCUGGUGGUGUUGCUGUAGGAACAGCUGCUGAGUUCAUGCUAAUGCCAUAUGGCUCUCUGAUAGUAGGAUUCUGCUGUGGUCUCAUCUCCACACUGGGCUACAUUUACCUCUCACCCUAUUUGGAGAAAAAGUUAAAGAUCCAGGACACAUGUGGUAUCCAUAACCUGCAUGGAAUGCCUGGUGUUAUAGGGGGAAUUGUGGGAGCUAUCACAGCUGCUGCUGCUUCUGUACCUGUAUAUGGUGAAGAGGGGUUGAUAAACACAUUUGACUUUACGGGCUCAUUCAAAAACAGAUCUCCAGCUGUCCAAGGUGGCUACCAGGCAGCUGCAAUGUGUGUCGCUAUAUGCUUUGGAAUAGGAGGUGGAAUAUUUGUGGGCCUAAUCCUGAGGAUGCCCAUAUGGGGGUCUGUAACAGACGACAACUGUUUUGACGACAGUGUCUACUGGGAGGUGCCUGAUAAGGAGGAACCAGCUCCACCUGUUCUAGAGUAUAACAAUCACAUGGCAAGCAACAAGAAUGUGACGGAAACACGCUUCACUGUGGAACAGAGCUAAUUCUGGAAGACCAACAUGCUACCAUCAAUGACUGCGAAUUCAGUGACCACGUUUUCUUUCUAAAAAUUACAUUAUAGGUGGAUCUAUAUUAUAUAAUCUUUUAUGAUGACCACUUAUUAGAUUGGCCAUAUACUGUAUGUGUACUUAUGUUAAUUUGGUUUUAUUGCACAUCACACCCAGAUUUCCUUAUCAAACACUAAAGUGAAGCAGUGUUGGAAAGGGAAGUGUUUUUAAAAUGUUAUUUCAUAUACAGAGGUGGGUCAUAGCCUAAAUAAAGGAUUGCCCUCUUCAGUAUUUCAUUAUAACUUUCCUUCUCACUGAACAGUUUUUAAGAGGGAAAUUGCAAAUGUUUGUACUUACUUGCAAACUGUCUCUGCAUUUUUAAUGGUAUUGUUUUUCAUGGGUUGAACCAGACUAUGUCCUUUUAGUGCUUAGCAUGUCGUGCGACAUUUCUCCUUCACAGUGGCCAUAAAGAUGUUCAAAAAUAAAUCACUUUUUUUACAGUACAAAUACAGAAAGGCUUCAUAUCCUACUUCAGACUGUUCGAUCAAGCUAAAUUCACAUUCAAACUUUCAAAUGAUUGUUUAGAUGAAAUUCAGUAGAUAAAUAGUUGUUAGAUUAUAUAUAUAUAUAUAUAUAUAUAUAUAUAUAUAUAUAUAUAUAUAUAUAUAUAUAUAUAUAUAUUUUAGAUAUUAGAUUAGAUUAGUUUUAUUUAUUUGCCCAAGAGAAAAAUAGAAUCCAGUUUUCAUAAUAUUAUUUGAAUGCUAAAAAUGUGUGAUAACAACCCAAGAUAUUUCUUUACAUUUUAAUUUCCUGUUUUGAAUUAUAUUUAUACCUCCAUAUAGUUUAAUGUAAUUUAAGUUAAAUCUAUAAUCAAUGUAAGUUUUUAAAUAAUCAGUGACAAUAUUAUUCAUGUUUUAUGUUGUUUAUGAUUUUAGUUUAAUAAUAAAAAAAUGUUCAGUCUAUUUCACUGACCUUGCUGAGACACAGUCUUUCCUUGCCUUGUAUAAGGUUCCAUCUCUGUUUUUUUUCUUCACUCAUGCUCAUGGUUUUGUAAAUAAAAGCUCUUAUCAAUA
Silurus meridionalis is the source of this 2572-nucleotide messenger RNA. It is a transcript of the gene rhcgb, whose product is annotated as Rh family, C glycoprotein b. Gene Ontology annotation, molecular function: ammonium channel activity. Gene Ontology annotation, cellular component: plasma membrane. The transcript has 11 exons. Bases 42 to 1496 code for a protein of 484 amino acids. Gene Ontology annotation, biological process: ammonium transmembrane transport; ammonium homeostasis. The record is from RefSeq and is a predicted model, not a curated record. Lineage: Eukaryota; Metazoa; Chordata; Actinopteri; Siluriformes; Siluridae.